Messenger RNA from Vigna unguiculata (cowpea), 2007 nucleotides. RefSeq lists its product as uncharacterized. The record is from RefSeq and is a predicted model, not a curated record. Lineage: Eukaryota; Viridiplantae; Streptophyta; Magnoliopsida; Fabales; Fabaceae.
UCAACAACAUUGCACUCUCUCGCCUUUUCUCUCCCCCAAUUUUCACCAUUCAUAUAUACGAACAUUCAUUUUAUUUUCACUUCAUCAUCUCCUCCAACUUCUCUCAGCUUUUCAUGUCUCUACCGUUUCUCAAACUUGUUUUCUGUAUGUAAAUAUAGAAACACUGCUACUCUGCUUUUUUAUCCAUCCCUAUUUGUAAACAAAGAGGUAGAGAUGAGAGGUGGUCAUGGAGGCGAUGCCAGAGCUGUGAACAACACUUUGGACACCAUAAACGCUGCUGCAACUGCCAUCGCUUCUGUGGACAAUCGCCUUAAUCAACCUCUUCCUCACGUCCAGAAAACCUGGGGAAGCUGGCUGAGCAUAUAUUGGUGUUUUGGACACCGCAGAAACCAAAAGCGCUUUGGGCAUGCAGUUCUUGUUCCCGUAACCACACCUUCUGCUGCAGAUUCUACUUCUGCAGCAGUAGGUUCAACACAAGCACCUAGUAUUCCAUUCCCCUUCGCCGCACCUCCCUCGUCUCCGGCAUCAUUCCUCAACUCAGAACCUCCUUCAGUCGCUCAAUCCCCAGGCGGUAUUCUAUCUUUCACUUCUGUGUCUGCCAGCAUGUACUCUCCCGGUGGUCCUUUCUCUAUCUUCGCCAUUGGACCUUAUGCCCAUGAACCACAAUUAGUUUCACCACCCGUUUUCUCGACAUUCACCACUGAACCUUCAACCGCUCCCGUCACUCCACCUCCUGAAUCUGUCCACUUGACCACACCUUCUUCACCUGAAGUGCCGUUUGCUCAACUGCUUGAUCCCAACAACAAAAAUUCCGAUACCUUUCAAAGGUUCCAAAUAUCUCAAUACGACUUCCACUCCUAUCAGCUUCAUCCUGGAAGCCCCGUUGGUCAACUCAUUUCACCAAGAUCAGCUUUCUCAGCUUCUGGCACCUCAUCUCCUUUCCCCGAUGCCGAGUUUUCUUCUCCUGCCUCCCUCCUCCUUGACUUUCAAACACCUGACCCUACCAAGCUUUUAAACAUCGAUAAACACAAGUCACGUCAAGGCUCCGGCUCUCUCACCCCGGAUUCUAUACGAUCCACAACUCAGGCUGGUUUUCUUCCUGGUCACUGGGUUUCUGAGGUCAUAAGGUCUCCACAUCCAAGAAAAAAUCGCCCCAAUGAGAUUAGUGUAAACCACAGCGUCUCUAUUGAAGUGUCUUCCCAGGAAGUAUCGAAAUGUGUGGAAAACAAGGCAGUGGCAUGGAGUAAAUCGCUUCCGUUCAAAACUGAUACACCAGGAGCAGACAAAGAAGAGAAUUCAAGAGAAGUCCUCGUGAGUGAAACUCACAGUGAUGUCCCCCAGCAGAUCGCAGACGAUGGAGAUGUGGAAAGUGUUGAUCAUAAGGAUGAAAGUAUAACAUUUUCUUCUGCUAAAGAAUUCAACUUUGAUAAUGCAGAAGGAGGGGAUUCUCCUGGGCCGAAUUUAGUUAUUGAGUGGUGGGCUAAUGAGAAAGUUGCAAGCAAGGAAGGAGAAUCCUCAAAGAAUUGGUCUUUCUUCCCGAUGGGGUUGGCCAAUCGCCAGUGAAGGCUCUCUCUUAGUUUUGUGACUGUUACUUCACAUAACCUUGCUGGAAUAUUUCAUGGUUUUGACUUUGGUGCCAUUGUAUGGUAGCAGCCAACACCACCCCUGCUAAGAAUUUUACGUUGGUAGAUCUAACACAUACAGUGAUGGGAAUAUUUUUUGAACUUGCUGGCUCCGAAAUGAAGGUGAGUUUUGCAGACUAGUAAUCAAAUUUUCAGGUAAACCCACUUUAGAUUAGGAAUGGCUUUACAAUUAUAGCAUCUACAUUCUUCACACCUUUUAACCUUUUUGUGUGUAAGUGUAAUAUAGUUGACAUAAAGACAGUGGUUACCAAUAACCAACCAACAAUGUUUUUUUUUUUUUACUGUUACUGACAGUUCAAACAUUUGACAAUGUUCUUACACUGCACUCUACUAAUUUCCACCAAAAUACAAUUAAAGUUCAGAA